This is a messenger RNA of Xiphophorus couchianus (Monterrey platyfish), 2490 nucleotides long. RefSeq names its product ankyrin repeat and SOCS box containing 5b (gene asb5b). Bases 73 to 960 code for a protein of 295 amino acids. The record is from RefSeq and is a predicted model, not a curated record. The transcript has 7 exons. Gene Ontology annotation, biological process: positive regulation of protein catabolic process; protein ubiquitination; intracellular signal transduction. NCBI's taxonomy places the organism in Eukaryota, Metazoa, Chordata, Actinopteri, Cyprinodontiformes, Poeciliidae. Gene Ontology annotation, molecular function: protein binding.
GUGGUGUUUUGACUGCAGCACGUGAGCCCCAUCCGCGGUACAUGGAGUUCCAGCGCGAGCAGCUGAGGGGAGAUGUCCAGGAAAAGAGCCGCAGAGUCGGUGUCGGUGCCCAGCAGCACCCCGGAGAGGAAGCGGGCCUGCUGGGGCGUUCUGAUCAGCCAAGGGUCGUGGGCAGAUCGCUCUCCGCUCCAUGACGCAGCGUCUCAGGGUCGCCUGCUGAUCCUGCGCAGGCUGCUGGCUGAGGGAUAUCAAGUAAACAUUAAGACCAUCAACCAAGUGACGCCCCUCCAUGAAGCCUGUCUGUCUGGACACGUGGCAUGUGUCAGGGCGUUGCUAAGUGCUGGAGCUAAUGUGAAUGCUGCCACCAUCGACGGCGUCACUCCCCUGUAUAACUGCUGUGCAUCAGGGAGCGUCGGGUGUUUGGAGCUGCUGCUGCAGAAUGGAGCGCACAUCCACACACUUCACACACACUUCCCUUCGUCUAUGCAUGAAGCCUGCAGGAGAGGGAACAGCCAGUGUGUGGAGACCCUUCUUUCUCAUGGAGCAGAUCCAGACUGCCAGGUCCCCCACCUGGGCUCCCCUCUCUACGUGAGCUGCCUGCACCGACACGCAGCCUGCUCAAAGGUUUUGUUGGACAAAGGAGCCAGUGUUAAUGCAGGGAAAGGCGGUGAAAGUCCUCUGCAUGUAGCUGCCAGACAGGACAGCACAGAUCUGGUGUCGGUUUUACUCGACCAUGGCGCUGAAACCAAGCUCAGAGACGGAAACGGCCAGCGGCCUUUAGACCUCGCUCCGCCUGGUGGAGAAACACACCAGCUGCUGGUGGCAUUCGAAGCAUCCCCCAGGAGUCUCUGCCAGCUGUGCCGUCUCCGGAUCAGGGCCGUGAUUGGGCGAGCCAGACUCAAGCAGCUUCCUCUCCUCCCUCUUCCUUCACUUCUCACUCAAUAUUUGGAGCACACAUAGAGCCAUAGGCUGCAUGCUCUCUUGUAGUUUUCUGUCUCCAAUGCAAAAACAGAAAAUGUUGGCAAGUAUUUUUGGUCUAGUUUCUAGUGCAAAUAUCUCAGUACACCUGAAAUAAGACAAAACUGACUUAGAAGUAACUUUUUAAUAAAUUUUCAGCAAGAAGUAGCAGCUUCUUCUAUGUAAGUCCGUAAUAUUAAUGAAAAAGUACUAGUGAUAAGUACUUCAAGACAUUUUUCCCAUGUUAUUUCACUCAUAACUAGUACUUUUUCAUCAAAAUUUAGGAAUUGUUGACUUAAUAGGGCAAUAUUAUGUAUUUUCCAGGCAACUAGUGCCAUUUUAUAGCACCAUCAACUAACUAUGUUAACGUUAGUUGUUUUAAAAAUGAUAUAUAUGUCAAAUUUGACUCGAAAGAAAUUUUACGUCCUAAUUUAACGCCUUGAAAUUGGGCCUCUGCCUCUUUAAAAAGUCCUGCUCUUUGUGAAACUCCGGCUACAGUGGAUAAUCACAACAUGGCUUCUCUAUUAACCCUUUAACAACGUUUUUACCAGUGUUGCACUGGGAAGUAGCUCAUACAAUGAGCUCAGCUGAGUUCCACCAGUUGUUUGCUAAUUACUGCUGGCUAGUCUGAAGGAUCUGAGUGGGGCAGUUGUACGGGAGGCCUGCUCUAUGAGGCAGAAGCUUGUAAACUGCAGCUCAGAGGAGGAGCUGCGUCCCGAAGGCGGGGCUUGGUCCAACCAGGCAUUUUGCACAGCUGAAUGGUUAUCAUGGUGAUGAAAGGAUUUCUCAGUCAUGCAUGAAAUAAUUAAGGCAACACUCCAGGUAUGUUUUUGAUUUUAAAGAAAUUACAUUAUAACAAGAUAUAAAGUCACAUUUUCUUAAUACUACCUCUUUAAGACAAGUUCCUAUCUUGUAAGUUAGUUUUAUUUAAUUUUGUAUGUACUGAGAUAUUUGCAUUAUAAUCUAGACCAAAAAAUGUCUAAAAAUGUUGUGUCCUUCCAGUCUAGAUAUAAUUAAUCCAGCUAGUAUUUCCUGUCAACAUGUCACCAUGGAUUCAAGCGGAUAAAGGAACAGUUUGCACUAACUUAGUGGAGAGAUUCUAACACUAACCUCCCCCACCCCCGGGGACACACAUCGGAGACUGUCCCUAUUGUAAUCUAUAGGGGGCACAGAAAAUCUUUAGGAACCACUGCACUAACUAUUCCCACAAUAUUGUUGAAAAAUGUUUUCACAGCCAAUAACCAUAAUAUCUUUACCUCAAUGUUAUUUAUGAAUAAUUUUGUGAAUGUCAAUGCUGCUGGAAUUGGAAACAUUUCCAAAAUGUGUGUCUGCAUACAUGCUAAUGUAAUGCUAGUAAAUAAUUUCUAUUUGUGAGAUUUAGAGUAUUUUAUUGGCUGCAAUGAACCACUAUCUGUUUUUUAUUACUUCAACUAAAGGAGAUUAUUUAAACUGUACAUUGAAUUCAAAUGGCAGAUUAUUGUGAACUGGACUUGAAAUGAAUCGAAUAAAUAAUGUUUUUAUUUCAUAAAGGUU